UCGGUGAAAGCUGUCAUGGAUCCAAACCCCAUGCCUCCUGGCCUUCACCAGUACAGUGUCAUCGUCUCCACUGCACAUAGGGAAAUGAAGUUCACCGCACCGACUAAAGAGAGACAUGAUAUUUGGUUUAAUGCUUUGAGUUAUUUGCUCUCUAGACAAAACGGCCAACCUGGUCAAUCCACUGGCGACCGAACGCCUCUUACUUCAGCCUCAGCUAAUCAGCAGCGUCCCCCGCUCCCCAGUGAAGAGCCGAGAUCUGCGGGAUAUACCCCACGUAGUCCCCGCAUGGGUCAAUCUGCAAUUACAGUCGACUCCAUGGGAACGCCAAGAGGAGCACGUAGCGUCUCACGAAUGUCUAACCCCUAUGGUUCUGUAGGAAAGCGUAAUGGUACCGCCGCAGCCGAAUAUAUGCGUUGGACCGGGGACGCGCCUGCUAGCCCAUCCAAGAUGGAGGAUAGGACCAGUGGUGAUUUCCACAUUCAUGAACACGAUGAUGCCUAUGAUGGUCUGGAGAAUGUCCGUGCCUGCUGCGAUGGCAAACACGAU
Messenger RNA from Acaulospora colombiana, 546 nucleotides. The record is from the annotation of a GenBank genome assembly. NCBI's taxonomy places the organism in Eukaryota, Fungi, Glomeromycota, Glomeromycetes, Diversisporales, Acaulosporaceae.